Molecule: messenger RNA, 1762 nt
Organism: Juglans microcarpa x Juglans regia
Lineage: Eukaryota; Viridiplantae; Streptophyta; Magnoliopsida; Fagales; Juglandaceae
Product: alkane hydroxylase MAH1-like
Exons: 1
Coding region: 96-1679 (527 amino acids)
Molecular function (GO): monooxygenase activity; oxidoreductase activity, acting on paired donors, with incorporation or reduction of molecular oxygen; heme binding
Source: RefSeq, a predicted model, not a curated record
UAUCCCCAAGUUCAAAAUUUAAGAAACCCAGGUGACGUACCUAGCCUGCUUUAUAUUUCACCUACAAACAUUCAUCAAAAGCUUAUAUUGUAAUCAUGAGCGCCAUGCUAAUUGAUGUCGACUUUCUUGUUCAGAUACUUGUGGCGUUUCUUUGUUUUCUCCCUCUCUACCUGAUCUGGAGUUGGAAGAGAACAAUUACUCCAGUCACGAACUGGCCUCUUGUUGGAAUGCUGCCUGGACUUCUUUCUAAGUUAUCAAAUAUCCAUGAAUAUGCAACCCAGGUUUUGAAACAAAAUGGUGGUACUUUUGAGUUCAAAGGGCCAUGGUUUGCUAACAUGGACUUUUUGGUCACUUGUGACCCCAUGAAUGUGCGCUAUAUAUCGGCAAAAAACUUCACCAACUAUCCUAAGGGACCCGAGUUCAAGAAGCUUUUUGAGCCUUUUGGAGAUGGGAUUCUCAACUCUGACUCGGAGUUGUGGAAAUCCUAUAGAAAGUUGAUUCACUCGCUCAUUAAACACAGGAAGUUCCAGCUGUUUCAAGAGAGAUCUAUGCGGCAAAAGGUAUCGCAAGGCCUGUUCCCUGUCCUUGAGCAUGUGUCGAGACAAGAAACUAUAGUUGACUUGCAAAAUGUCUUUCAGCGGUUCACCUUUGAUAAUACCUGCCUUUUGGUGAUGGGUUUUGAUCCAAAGUGCCUCUCUGUUGAAUUACCCGAAGUUGAUUACAGAACGGCAUUUGACGAAGUAGAGGAGGCCAUAUUUUACCGACAUAUUGUGCCGAAAAGCAUUUGGAAGUUACAAAAAUGGCUUAACAUAGGAGAAGAGAAUAAGUUGAGAAGAGCCACGGAGAUCUUGGAUCGUUUCUUGUACCAGCACAUUUCAUCAAAGAAAGGAGAAUUUCUAAGACGCAGAACGUCCCAAAUGGAGCAAGUUGAGUAUGAGAAGGACGAGGACUUUGAUUUACUAACAGCUUGCAUGGCAGAACAAGAAGAAGAAGAAGUGAAAGGAGAAGUAGCACAGACGGAUGAUUAUAGAAGAUCUGACAGAUAUCUAAGAGACAUUGCAUUCAAUUUCAUGGCAGCUGGGAAAGAUACUGUAAACGCAGGUCUCACAUGGCUUUUCUGGCUUAUUGGCACACACCCUACAGUAGAAGAAAAGAUACUAGAAGAGAUCAAAGAAAAUUUGUUGGCCAAAGAUGAUGGAAAGUGGAGGCUUUUCAGCAUAGAAGAGCAAAGCAAACUAGUUUAUCUCCAUGCAGCCAUCUGCGAGGCUCUUCGGCUAUACCCGUCAGUACCUUUCAAUCACAGACUUUCUGUUGAACCAGACGUUCUUCCGAGCGGCCACCACGUUGUUGCGAACACAAAGAUUAUGGUGUCACUUUAUUCAAUGGGAAGUAUGGAAGGAAUAUGGGGAGAUGAUUGCUUGGAGUUCAAACCCGAGAGAUGGAUUUCUGAGAAAGGAGGAAUAGUGCACAUACCAUCUUACAAAUUCAUUGCAUUCAAUACAGGACCUAGGAGCUGCUUGGGUCAAGACCUAACUUUCUUUCAGAUGAAAACUAUUGUUCCUGCAAUUCUUUGGAAUUAUCGUAUUCAAGUGGUUGAAGGGCAUCCUAUUUCUCCAUGUCUCUCUGUCAUGCUGCAUAUGAAACAUGGCUUGAAGGUCAGGGUUUCCAAGAGAUCAUGAUGAUCAAGUACGUACGUACUAGUGUUGGACCAUGAGGAGGAGGAAUAUUAUUAUAAAUAAUUUUGUUAUCAUCUUCACACAUC